This is a messenger RNA of Loa loa (African eye worm), 957 nucleotides long. RefSeq lists its product as hypothetical. The transcript has 5 exons. The coding region runs from base 1 to 957 and encodes 318 amino acids. Lineage: Eukaryota; Metazoa; Nematoda; Chromadorea; Rhabditida; Onchocercidae. The record is from RefSeq and is a predicted model, not a curated record.
AUGGAGCAUGAAAUUGAUGAAUUAGAAAACGAAGAUUGGAUUCGCGGUGAUGAUAUUAACAAUCAUGAUUUAUCGGAAAAUUUUCAUUUCAAUUCAUCCAUAAAUGAUAGAUUGGACAACAUAGCUGGUAGUUCGCAACAAAAUGAUAAUUUUUCACGUAAUGUAAUUUUAAACGACUGUCAACAAUUGUCUCAACAUAACUUUUACGAUGAAGAAAUAGAUAAUGAAUCAUAUGAAAGGUUCAAUUAUCUUGAACGUUUAUCAGUCGGUAGUUCACGAUCAUCGAGUCCACGUUUCAUGCGUGAAAGUCAAGAAAGACAUUUUAAUGAAUACCCGAGAUAUAAUUAUCCUAAUACUGCUCAAAAUUUUAUUUAUCCACAAAUGGAUGAUGAAUUAAAUGAUGACGAAAUGAACAGUUUAACUAAUCAUCUUAGAAUGGGACUAACUAUAUACGAUCAAUCUUCACCAAUAUCUGCUCCAAUAAAUUCCCGAGAAUUCGCAUUACAACAAAGCAGUAACUAUUGUCUAUCAAUAGAUGAUAAUAGAUUUCGUGAACGAUAUGGUAGUAAUCGUAGUAUUUUUUCGGAAGAAGAAAACUCAAUUCAAUCAUGUCGUCAUAUGUCACGAUCAUUUAAUCGAUCAUUAGGUGUUUCAAUAAAACGGCGACAUUCGCUACCAUUAAUCGCAAAACGACAAAUUCGUUUUGGAUAUAUCACUUCAUCAGAAAGUGAUGAAGAAUUAAUGGAUGAUGUUUCAUAUAGUAAUCAUACCAUCAAAAGAAAUUAUCCACUUAGAUCGAGAAUUGAUCUCAGAAGUUUGAGAAUUAAUCGAGGACACUUAUUACGAACAGGAAAUUUACAUCGACGUCAACGAUCAUCGCAAAAAUAUCCACGAUCUCGAUUAUACGGUAGAUUACAUCGCGUGGAUAGUGGUCGAAUUAGACGAAGAAGAUUCUAA